UGUCGCCGCCUGACUGUCGCCUUUCCCGGCCUGGCCUUUUCCCUACUAGCCGCCACCCACGCUCAUUUCCUCUCCUUUCUCUUUACCUGUCUCGUUCCUUUUCCUUAACCGGGGUGAUUCAAGGGCUGCUGGUUUUGUUUUUCUCUCUCUUCUUCUCCGUCUGUCAUUUUCUCGUUUCUUUUCUUCGUCUCCACCGACGGCCCGGGCAGAUCGACCAUUGUUUACUGCCCCCGACAGACAAACUUCCGAUCGGCACUCUGAGAGCCAGAGUGAGCAGGCGCUGGAGGAUGUCGCGGAGGACUUGAGGCGGAACACCCUCCCCUCCGCUUCAGGCCUUCGUAACUCCCCAUAAUUCCCUUGCGUAGGGCCUUCGAGUCCGGCGCAGACCCAGGAAACCGCACACGCCCGAACGCUCCCCAGAACCUCGUGCCCGCCAUGUCGUCGCUCGAGGCCAAGAUCGUGGUGGUCGGCUCCCAGGGAGUGGGCAAGACAUCGCUGGUCAUGCGAUACUGCAAAGGGUCCUUCAACCCGGCAAAGGUCACGUCGACGGUCGGCGCAAGUUUCCUGGCCAAGCGCGUCGUGGACAGCGACACAGACACAGUCGUGCGACUGCAAAUAUGGGACACGGCCGGCCAAGAGCGCUUCCGAUCGAUAUCGAAACUCUACUACCGCGGCGCCAACGCGUGCAUCCUGUGCUACAGCAUAACGGACGCGCAGUCGUUCGCCGAGAUGGGCCUCUGGCUCAAGGAGCUCCGGCGGAACCUGCCGUCCGACAUCGUCCUGCACGUCGUGGGCACAAAGGCCGACGUCGUGGCGCGCGACCCGGCGCGGCGCGAGGUGCCGUUCGAGCGCUGCAUCGCCUACGUCGCCGAGAACCUGGCCCCGGGCCAGAGCAGCACCCCGCCCGCGACCGCGACCCCGCUCGGCGACGGCCUGCACCACCACUACCAUCCGGGCGGCGGCGGCGGCAGCAGCAGCGGGGGGCCCUCGACCUCGUUCAUGACGCCCCCGCUCCUACCCAGCGCCGAGCCGCGCAGCCCGAGCUCCAAGCGCAGCAGCGGCUUCUGGGGCAUGGAGGUCGGUUGGGACGCCUGCCACGAGAUAUCGGCCGAGAGCGGCGAGGGCGUCGAGGAGGUCUUCCGCGUCGUCACGCGCAAGCUGGUCGAGCAGAACCGCAAGAUGCAGCAGGCCCUGCUGGCCGCCGCCGCCACGCCCGGCAUCGCCAUCGGCGGUGGCGGCGGCGGCGGGUACGGGGCCGACGGCUCCCACGGCUCCCUGAUGCCCGGCGGCCACCACGGCGGCGGCGGCGGCUUCGACGAGUCCGCCGCGGCGGGCUACUUCGACGCCAACCCGCGCGGCAGCCUGCGCCUCAGCGGCAGGGACCGCAGGAGCUGGCUCUUCUCCCCCGGCAUCCCCGGCAUCUCCCCGGCCAUACCCGUGGACCAGGCCGCCGCGUCCUCGCGCAGCGGCGAGCAGGGCGGCGAGGACGCCGUCGCAGGGCGCCGGGGCUGCUGCUGAGCAGACCUGUCGUCGCGUCAGCUCGGCCGGCCUGCUUUUCUCCGCUCAAAAGACAAUAUGCUCAUCUUGCUUCUGCCUCCAAUAUCCUGAUAACCUCUCCAUCCCACAUCGGCCCGCUCAUAUCCGCUUUGCGGUCGCGCUAGCGCGAGCGAGUUUCGAAGCGACUGUGACGACACGAUGCCCGGGGCCAGGCAUGAAUGGCAUCGGGAAUGGGGGUUGGCUCUCGGCUAAAGCGGCCAUUACUCCCACACUCCCACCUACUCUCCUCUCUCACACUCAUAUGUAUCUCUUCCUAGCCCGUUGGAUUUUCUUCGGACUCAUGUUUAUUUGCAUCCUCCCCCUCGCGCUGGUUUUCUUGAACUCUAUCCACGCAACAAGUUCAUUGUUUUUGAUUCCAGGUUUUUUUUUUUUCUCCCGAUCGUCUAUUGGGCGCGGCACUUUGGUAACGGCAUUUAUCCAGGCGAAGGGUAAAGGAAAGUCAAAGCAGGCAUUUUGAAGGGCAAAGGGAGCGUUUCUUUAAUAUUUAUAAGUCAACUCUUCAUCCACUCAACCUUUUGGGUUCACAAAACCUCUCCA
This is a messenger RNA of Gaeumannomyces tritici R3-111a-1, 2094 nucleotides long. Its product is annotated as GTP-binding protein ypt3. Gene Ontology annotation, cellular component: endomembrane system. The record is from RefSeq and is a predicted model, not a curated record. Lineage: Eukaryota; Fungi; Ascomycota; Sordariomycetes; Magnaporthales; Magnaporthaceae. Gene Ontology annotation, biological process: intracellular protein transport. Bases 436 to 1518 code for a protein of 360 amino acids. The transcript has 2 exons. Gene Ontology annotation, molecular function: GTPase activity; GTP binding.